Molecule: messenger RNA, 1991 nt
Organism: Neocloeon triangulifer
Lineage: Eukaryota; Metazoa; Arthropoda; Insecta; Ephemeroptera; Baetidae
Gene: Uxs
Product: UDP-glucuronic acid decarboxylase 1
Exons: 8
Coding region: 123-1496 (457 amino acids)
Biological process (GO): D-xylose metabolic process
Cellular component (GO): cytoplasm
Molecular function (GO): NAD+ binding; UDP-glucuronate decarboxylase activity
Source: RefSeq, a predicted model, not a curated record
CUGAUGCAGCGAAACUCGGCAAAACAAAGGUUGCAAAAUUUCGAUUCCGGAAAAACAACCCGAUUCGUCGACGGCUCACUAAUUUCGAAAAGAGUAAUGUAGCGCAGUGGAGAGUGACGAGCAUGAGCCAGAGUUUCAUUAAGCGGAAAAUGAGGCGAAUAAUGGCUGCUUCUGCGUGUGCAUUUGGAGUUCUCAUCUUCUACAUCAAUUGGGUGAACAGUCAUGUAGCUGUGGACAUCCACGACGGUGCUGAAGACGCUUUGAGCCAAAACAAACUUAUCCUGAAGCAAAAUCGUCACGGACCGACCUUUCAGGAGGCUCUGGAAGAUCAUGUCGGUAAUGAAAUAACAUUCAAAACUCCAGCAAAAGGGAAGACGAGUGGUCACGAGAACGACAUCCGAGACAUCGAGGAGGCUAAAUUGAAAAUUAGCGAGCUGCAGGCCAAACUAAUGGAAUUGGAAAAGCGGCUUCCGAAGCAAUUUCCAGAAGUGGACUUCCGCCCGCUGGACAGAAAGAGAAUUUUGAUUACUGGAGGGGCUGGUUUUGUUGGCUCUCAUCUAGUGGACAAAUUAAUGUUGGCAGGACACGAGGUUACAGUGGUCGACAAUUUUUUUACGGGGCGCAAAAGAAAUGUCGAGCACUGGCUGGGCCAUGAGAAUUUCGAGCUGAUUCACCACGACAUAGUUAGACCGUUGUACAUAGAGGUCGACCAAAUUUAUCACCUGGCAAGUCCAGCAUCACCGCCACAUUACAUGUUCAACCCUGUGAAAACAAUUAAGACCAACACCCUUGGCACCAUUAAUGUUCUAGGUUUAGCAAAACGAGUUGGUGCUCGAGUUCUCAUAGCUAGUACUUCCGAAGUUUACGGUGAUCCUGAGGAACAUCCUCAGUCGGAAACAUACUGGGGUCAUGUUAAUCCUAUUGGGCCCAGAGCUUGCUACGAUGAAGGAAAGAGAGUAGCGGAAACUCUCAGUUAUGCUUACAUGAGGCAGGAAAAUGUAAGUGUCCGAGUUGCUCGCAUUUUCAACACCUAUGGCCCCAGGAUGCAUAUGAAUGACGGAAGAGUUGUUUCCAAUUUCAUUCUCCAGGCACUAAAAAAUGAAACAAUGACGGUGUACGGGGCAGGAUCACAAACAAGAUCGUUCCAGUAUGUUUCUGAUCUAGUCGAUGGACUGAUUGCUCUCAUGAAUUCAAACAUGAGCAAACCUGUUAAUUUAGGAAAUCCCAUUGAAAGAACUAUAAAAGAUUUUGCUGUGAUCAUCAAGGACCUUGUUGGAGGCACUAGUGAAAUAAAGUCUGUGGCUGCUGUCGAAGAUGACCCACAGAGGCGCAGGCCUGACAUUUCAAGAGCUAAGCAAUACUUAAAUUGGGAGCCCAAGGUACUGCUUGAGGUGGGCUUGAAGAAGACAGUAGACUACUUCAAGAAAGAACUUAAAAGGUCUAGACACAGCGAGCGAAAUUUUUUCAAGCCUGAUGUUGAUGUUCCGGAUGCCUAAAAUGCGUGUGGCUGGAUUAUUUAAUUUGCCUGUGAGCUCAUUUUCUAUAUUAAUUUGAUGAUGUGACGUCUAUAUUGUCAGUGUGAUGUUCAUGCUUUAUAAGACUGUGCCAAAUUUAAACGCAAUUAUAGUUCAUAUUUUCCUUUGAGUUGAAAAUCUAUUUAUGCCUUAUGAUGGUAUUAAAUUUAAUAUGUAUUUGUUAUUCUGUAAACCCUUAAAUUCCAAACUCAUCAUUUAAAAAGGCUAGUGUGAUGUUUUGAAAUUUUAAAUACCACGUUUGUCACGACUUACAAAAUCACACACCCAAAUUUUGAAAUAAUUGGUGAAGGCUCAUUUUUUUUAUUCCUAUAAAGCUAUCAAUUUUAUUUCAGGUGAUAGCACUACAUUAUUGUGGAAGGAGUGUUUUCGUGAAUGCACACUUUGUGUGGAAUAUUUUGUACUGACAACUAUUGAAUAAAAUAGAAACAAUGAUCUUUGAUAUUGAAGAAAAGAGAA